Amphimedon queenslandica is the source of this 827-nucleotide messenger RNA. Its product is annotated as peptidyl-prolyl cis-trans isomerase 6-like. Gene Ontology annotation, biological process: protein folding; protein peptidyl-prolyl isomerization. The record is from RefSeq and is a predicted model, not a curated record. Gene Ontology annotation, cellular component: cytoplasm; intracellular membrane-bounded organelle. NCBI's taxonomy places the organism in Eukaryota, Metazoa, Porifera, Demospongiae, Haplosclerida, Niphatidae. The transcript has 4 exons. The coding region runs from base 40 to 777 and encodes 245 amino acids. Gene Ontology annotation, molecular function: peptidyl-prolyl cis-trans isomerase activity; cyclosporin A binding.
AACGUUAACAAUAAACAUUUAUCUUCUCCAAUCUCAGCCAUGUCGGCGCCUUGGCUCUCUGGUUCUGCAGUCUUGCUGUUAGUUCUUAGCCUCCAGCUCCACGUACAAUUAUCUGCUUCUAUAACGGAGGAAGCUUUAGUGACGGACCUAGUUUAUCUGGAUAUUGAUAUAGGCGGCAGGGAAGUCGGAAAGAUUGUAAUUGGAUUGUUUGGUGCAACCACACCAAAGACUGUGCAAAAUUUCAUCUCCCUUGCAAAGCAUGAAUAUGAUUUUGGCUAUCGGGAUUCAAUAUUUCAUCGGCUCAUACCAAAUUUUAUGAUGCAAGGAGGUGAUUUCACUAAAGGGGAUGGCACUGGUGGUUACAGUAUAUAUGGUCCUUAUUUCAAAGAUGAGAACUUUAUCCAUAAGCACUAUGGUUCUGGCUGGGUCUGCAUGGCUAAUGCUGGUGAGGAUACGAAUGGGUCUCAGUUCUAUAUCACAUUUGUUCAGACCCCUUGGAUUGACGGGACUCAUACUUGCUUUGGGAAAGUCUUAUUUGGAAUGAACGUAGUACGAGAAUGUGAAAAGGUUCCGACAGAUAAACAUGACAGGCCUCUUCAAAGAAUUCAGAUAUAUGACUCUGGGAUACUGCCUUUGACAAAGCCAUUUCUAGUUGCUAAGAGUAAUGCAGUUUUCAAUGAACUGGAUCAUUCUCUCGUUGGGCCCAUUUCUGAACCAACUCAUGGCGACGAUUUUGAGCCAGAAACAACACCCACUGAAGACUAUCAAUCUAUUUGAAAUUGUGAAAUGAUUUUUUUGUUUAAAAUAUUAAUUUAGAAAAUUGAAAA